Messenger RNA from Peronospora matthiolae, 966 nucleotides. The record is from the annotation of a GenBank genome assembly. Lineage: Eukaryota; Oomycota; Peronosporomycetes; Peronosporales; Peronosporaceae.
AUGAGCAAGAGGCUACAAGCACUCCCGGUCUUCCUCAGUCUGUUGAUGGUGGCUGCUCUGUCAGCGUCAGACGAACCAGUCCAACUGAGUGAGAGUUUUGGUGGAUUUCAAGACGGGAUAGAAUUCUCUGAUCAGGCUACAGUCGUAGCGGGACAAGAAAUAGGCUCAAUCACGAUCCGAGGAAAUAAACGCGUGGAUGGUGUUUCACUGGAAGUACUGGGUCCAAGCGUCACGACCUAUAAUCAUGGAGGGAAAGGUGGGACGGAUCACGUGCUCAAGCUUGGUGAACGAGAGUAUAUUACGUCAAUGGAAGUGCAUCGGGGCGAGAAAAAUGAUGGCAAACGGAUUUUCUACCUCAGUUUUGGAACGAGUGACGGGAAUACAAUCUCGGCCGGGACCAAGACGCCUGAAAUGCUUACAGUCACUGCGCCGGAGGGGUUUCAACUCGGUGGGUUUUUCGGUCGAUGUGGCGACGAAAUCGACACGUUGGGAGCGAUUUGGUCUCGUAUUUCGACAGAUGCUCCAGCAGCAGCAGCAGACGAUCUUGCUCCGACUGGUCUUCCUGUUUCGGCUCUUAAGUCGUCGGAUGGGACGGAUGAUGAUCCGUUGGCUUUUCUGGAUUCGGAGACAGCGCAAGAGUCACCUCAUGAAACUUUGACCGGGUUGGCUGACCCGGCAGCGUCUACCAAAACCCCGUCCGCGUCGGCGGACUCGGCGGAGUCUGCGGAGAAUUCUUCAUCUGGAUCUGCGGACUCGGCGGAGUCUACUGAUGAUUCUACGUCUGUGUCGGUGGGUUCAGCAGAGUCUACCGAUGAUUCCUCGUCCGCGUCGGCAGACUCGGCGGAGUCUACUGGGGUUUCUUCGUCUGAUUCUGCCGACUCAGCAGAGUCUACUGACGAUUCUACGUCUGGGUCUACGGGUUCAGUAGAGUCUACUGAGGAUUCCUCGUCCACGUCGGCGGACUAG